Pangasianodon hypophthalmus (striped catfish) is the source of this 3084-nucleotide messenger RNA. RefSeq names its product PDZ and LIM domain 5b (gene pdlim5b). Gene Ontology annotation, biological process: actin cytoskeleton organization; muscle structure development; heart development. The transcript has 13 exons. Bases 204 to 2081 code for a protein of 625 amino acids. The record is from RefSeq and is a predicted model, not a curated record. Gene Ontology annotation, cellular component: stress fiber; adherens junction; filamentous actin. Gene Ontology annotation, molecular function: muscle alpha-actinin binding; actin binding. NCBI's taxonomy places the organism in Eukaryota, Metazoa, Chordata, Actinopteri, Siluriformes, Pangasiidae.
CAGAGUUGAGAAGGAAGAAGCGGAAGUCCAAAUUGUCGCCUGGGUUCUGAAGCUCGUCUGAAGUGUCGACGGUUUCAGUUCCACGCGAGCGCGCGAGCGGAGGCGGUAGUGCUUUCUCCUGUUUGCAGGUUUUAAGUUUGCUGAAGUUUGGAAGUGCUUGAUCCUUCACACACACAUACACACACCCUGACAACCGGACCACCAUGAGCAGCAAUUACAGCGUGUCCCUGAUCGGACCCUCGCCCUGGGGCUUCAGACUGCAGGGGGGCAAAGACUUCAGCAUGCCUCUCACCAUCUCCAGAUUGACGGAUGGAGGAAAAGCGGCCAAAGCGAAGAUCAGCAUAGGAGAUAUCGUGCUGUCCAUCGACGGCAUCGCCACAAACACCAUGACUCACCUGGAGGCUCAGAACAAGAUCAAAGCCUGCACAGGCAAUUUGAGCCUCACCCUGCAGAGAGCGUCCAGCGUUCCCAAAGGCGAUGUACCCAAGGAUGAAUCACCAGAGAUCAUUAAACCCGUGCCCAUCAGCCACCCACCUGCUCCCGCCCCUAGUGCCAGCCCCACCAACCCUCCCCCAAGUAGCACAUACAACAAGACGGCCUGCCCAUUCGGCGCAUCUUCUAAUUUUAGAGCAGUCAGCCCGACCUCCACUCCUGCAGCACCCAAAGCCUCCAUCCCUUCUGCCUCCUCAGCUUUCACCCCCGCUGCUCCCUCCCAGCAACCUCCACCACAACCCGCACAAGGCCCACAACCUCCCUUCCCACUGGCCAGCAGCUCCGCCUCCCGCACAGUCUCCUCUCUUAACCCUGCCCACAAACCUGGCUCCGCUUACUCCCCCUUCUCUCACUCCUCUUCCUCCUCAUCCUCUGGCUCGUCUUCGCCAGCCAGAGUGACAGGCCCUGCCCCCUCAUCUGCUCCCACUGUGCCACAGCCUUCGGUCUAUAACACGCCAUUCAACCUGUACUCCAAUGAGAACGCAUGUGAGGUGGCUAUGGGUCAGAGGCGUGGCCUACUGGAGCAACAAGGUGGAGUGGAGCAUCAGAAUGGAGUUCCCAGGAAGCCCAUCCCAGAUACGGAGCUGGUGGUGAACCACGGCUCUCACCUGAGCGACGCCAGUAAAAAGCGUCUGAUCGAGGACACGGAGGACUGGCGCCCACGCACUGGAACCUCUCAGUCCCGCUCCUUCCGCAUCCUGGCACAGAUCACGGGUACAGAGAACGAACAAGCCCACGAGAGCAGUCCCGGAAAGAAUGAGGCUGUAGAGGACGUCCAUGCGAACACUCACGCCACGUCCAUGGUUAAAACCAUGACCAAAGUGCCACGCACUGGGAAUGGAGUCCCUCCACCUACCACUGUGACUACCAAGAGCUGGCAGUCUGGAAACACUGCAGGACUUCCUAAAGCAGGUGUGCCAGCGGUGCAUACAGGGCGGGUGACUGGCGGUGUUCCGAAGGGUCCUGACCGCCCUGCGCCCCAGCCUCACCCCAAAGACCAAGAUUCACUGGUGCAGAGAGCGGAACACAUCCCUGCUGGAACCCGCACUCCCAUGUGUGGUCACUGCAACAUGGUUAUCAGGGGUCCGUUCCUGGUGGCUAUGGGGAAGUCGUGGCACCCGGAGGAGUUUAACUGCGCUCACUGCCGCAGCUCUCUGGCCGAGGUGGGCUUCGUGGAGGAGCGCGGCGCUGUUUACUGCGAGCACUGCUACGAGCAGUUCUUCGCCCCCACCUGCUGCCGUUGCCAGCAGAAGAUCCUCGGGGAAGUCAUCAAUGCCCUGAAGCAAACCUGGCAUGUGUAUUGCUUCCUGUGCACCUCCUGCCAGCAGCCCAUUCGCAACAACACCUUCCACCUCGAGGAUGGACAGCCCUACUGCGAGAGAGACUAUUACAAUCUUUUCGGUACCAGUUGCCAUGGCUGUGACUUCCCCAUUGAGGCAGGGGACAAAUUUCUGGAGGCUCUGGGCUUCACCUGGCAUGAUACCUGCUUCGUGUGUUCGGUGUGCAGCACCAGUCUAGAGGGUCAGGCUUUCUUCUCCAAAAAAGACAAGCCGCUGUGCAAGAAGCACGCUCACACUGUCAAAAUCUGAUCACAAGAAAAGCGGACAAUGGGAUGAAAUUUUUUUUUUUUGUUACAAAAAAGCUCAAUCAGCUUUUAGUGUUUAUUAUGUGAGAGUAAUUUUUAAGGUAUUGAUAAAGACGUUACUGGGAAAAGUGGUUAGUUCUCUGAUACGCUGAUCGUUGGAGUACAUACCGUACGUCGCUAGGGUGUAUGUUUUGUGUGUUUCCCUUUGUGGAGCUCUAUGAAAUAAAGUAUUGAUGAGAAUCAUGAUGCUUUCAAAGACAGUAAUAUAUAAUUUGCUAUGCUUUAUAUAUUAUCUGUCUUCUGCAAUGGACAUACUGAUGAGAGCUGUUUGUUUUUUUUUUUUGUUCAUGUCAUUUUAAAUGUACUGUUCUCAUGGUGUUUUUUCAUCUUUUUCUAUUGCUAAUACAUAAUGAUGUGUUUAAAAAAAAAAAAAAAAAAAAAAAAAAAGGAAAAAGUAGUUUGUAGUCAACAUGACAGAGUGAGGUCAGAUUGUUUUUGUUAAGAAAUCUGAACUUCACAGAAACUAACGUGUCCUGGACCUUUUCUCCUAGGCUUCAAUAAUAAAAGAUGUUUUGUCCGAUUGCCUCUUAGCAUGUAGGUGUUGAUUCAGAGCUACACGUUUGAUCAUCGCUCACUCCUCCAUCUCGCUUCUGCUACUCCAGGCUCUGGAGCAUUUUCCCAUGUAUAUUUAUUGAUGCAUUUACGGGGUUCCUAAUGGUUUCACACAUAUUUCACACUUCCGCUGAGUGUCAAGAGGAAAAUUGGUUUAGCAGUUAACAGUGAUGUUUUGUGUAAGGUGCGUUUUGGAGCUGUGUGUUGAAUCAGAAACUGAAAUCCAGUGUACGGCGCUUGUCAGUGUAUUACUUUAGCUACAAUGAGCACAUAAUAAUUCUUAAUGUGCACUCUGGUGUUAUGAAAUGAUCUGUUUUUUUUUCUCCAUCUGUUAUGCAAAAGUUUGUCUCUUCCCAACUAUGAAACGGGGAAAAUAAACACUGUUCUUAACAAGC